Phytophthora sojae is the source of this 762-nucleotide messenger RNA. RefSeq lists its product as hypothetical. The record is from RefSeq and is a predicted model, not a curated record. The transcript is spliced from 5 exons. NCBI's taxonomy places the organism in Eukaryota, Oomycota, Peronosporomycetes, Peronosporales, Peronosporaceae. Bases 1 to 762 code for a protein of 253 amino acids.
AUGGAGAUCACAAGCCCGGCUGCAACCAAGACCUUGCGAGAGACAUUUCAAGCGAACGACCUCCGUCAGCACCUGUUCUCACUGGCGCUCCUGGUCAAGUCAGUUUGGAGCGUUGUCAAGCGGAAGACGACGCCGACGUUCACGGAUACUCGCGCCGCGGAUGAGGCCAACCGGACGACGAUCGUAGCGCUCAAUCUGAUGCUGCUGUCCAUGAGUGCUAAUUACUAUCAUGCGAUUGCGGACUGCGAGGAUGCAAGCGACAAUGUUCUACAUCACUGCAACGAGGCCCUAAACAUCAAUACCAAGCUCAACACAAUAGGGGCCAAGAUGGAGGAAGAGGACGUGGUUAUCAUCUGCCUGCUGCGUAGUCUGCCCAAGCGCUACGACAACGGCGUGCUCAAUUUGGAGGUGAGGGCAACGGGGCUGAAGAUGAACGUCGUAAUCAAAGUGCUUACCAACGAACCCAUCAAGAGACAGGGAGAGAAUACUGCACCAGUGAAACUGAAGGCGCGGCUACCGCGCUCAGUGUUGAGCCCGCCUCCCGCUGUUACACCUACUGCGGAAACCGGGGCACGUCGUUGGAUCAAUGGUGUCAACGACGACUACAUCGAGUUGGCUGUACCCGUGGAGUGUGGACUUUCGACGGGAAACCAUUUUGUCGAUACGUGGGCAUUUGACAAUGGUGCCACACGCAUCAAGUCGUGCGACAAAGAAGUCGGCAUGGAUCUGGAUGCCGUGCUCGUGUCCAAGUGGUUCAGGUAG